AUGGCAAUUUCAAAACCGAUUGAAAGCACCACGGAUCAGAACUGUACAGCUACUAACUUUUCAGGCGCUGUGAAAUCGGAUGUUAGUGUUGUACUGGCUACGGCGAUAGUGAGAAUACGAGACCAAUCUGGUGAGCUGGUGCCAGUGCGAGCUUUAUUAGAUACUGGAUCACAAAUUUCGGCCAUUACCAAUCAGUGUGCGAUCCAACUUGGUUUACCACGUCAUAAGGGACGAGUAGAGGUUAGUGGUCUGGCACAGCAGCCCGUACGAACUGUUAAGGGUUCAACCAACUGUAGCUUUAUUCCUUUGUUGUAUGAUGCACCGCAAAUAUCGGCCACCAACAUUGUAAUAUUACCAAAAAUCACCGCUCUUAUGCCGAAUCAAAAAUUACCCAUUUCAAUUCGUGAGCAAUACGGGCAUCUUCCACUCGCUGACCCCGAUUUUGAUGUACCAGGUUCAGUAGACAUGCUGAUUGGAGGGGAUUUAUAUCCAUUCAUCUUGCAAUCGCGAUCGGAUAUUGUCCAUAGUCCCGGUCUGCCGUCAGCCUUGAACACACAGUUUGGUUGGGUAAUAGUCGGAGCCAUAGAAGGGUCAAGAGAAUACUCUACGGCUUCAUCGUUGGUGGUUCAUGCGGCAUCAGAUAAUCAAAAUAUAGGUGAGCUUUUACAGCGAUUUUGGGAAGUUGAAGAACUUGAUAUAAACCAUAGCCCAAGCACAGAAGAUGAAGCAUGUGAAAGACAUUUUCAAGAAGAAACAGUAUCGCGGGAUUGUAAUGGAAGAUUCCAUGUUGCUUUGCCUUUCAAAUCCAUAAUUUCUAGUUCAAUGGAUAAGGGAAAUACAAAGCAUGACGCUCAUUCAUUAGGCCUAGGAUCGUCCCGGGCAUUAGCUCUGAAUCGCUUAUAUAAUCUUGAACGUCGCCUAAGUAAGGACGAAGAGCUAUAUAACGCCUAUCGUGAUUUUAUGGAUGAAUAUAUUGCACUAGGCCAUAUGAAGUUGGCUGAACGCACCGGAGAAUAUUUCAUACCACAUCACGCAGUUGUAAAACGGAAGGAGAAUGAUAUAAAAAUUCGAGUUGUUUUUGAUGCCUCCGCCCCUUCUUCGUCGGGACGUUCUCUGAACGACUGCUUAGCAACUGGGUCUAAAUUGCAAACCGAUAUCGGUGACAUCUUGUUGCGUUGUCGAUUCUAUAAGUACAUAUUCAUAGCGGACAUAGUUAAGAUGUAUCGACAAAUAUUCGUUCGAAAAGAAGACCGUGUUUACCAACACAUUCUUUGGAGACGUUCACCACACGAGCAAGUACAGGAAUAUGAGUUGUGCACUGUUACCUAUGGUAUAAAUUCAGCACCGUUUUUAGCAAUUCGCUGUCUUCUUCAAUUGGAACAAGAUAAUGGUCCAGAAUUUCCAUUGGCAAGGCAAUUUCUGCGGUCAUAUACCUAUGUGGAUGACAUUAUUGCAGGGGCCGAUACAAGGGAAGGCAUAUUGAAGGUUCAAUGUCAAGUCGUUGGGUUGUUACAGAAAGGCUGUUUUCAGCUCAGUAAAUGGGCCAGUAAUUGCCCCGAAGUAUUGGAAGGCAUUGCGAAGGAGGACUGCGCCAGUAACCCAUACUAUGAACCUCAUUCUGGACUGGCUAUAAAAAUAUUGGGACUUUACUGGGACCCGUAUGGAGAUACAUUCGGAUACAGGUCAAAUAUUACAGAGAUGCAACCUACAAAGCGAUCAGUACUAUCAGUCCUCGCUCGAUUAUAUGAUCCCAUUGGAACAUUAGGCCCAAUGGUUUUCUGGGCUAAGUGCCUAAUGCAAGAGCUAUGGCGUCAAGGACUGAACUGGGACACUCCAAUUUCCAAUGAGAUCUCUUCCAAGUGGAAUAUGUUCAUAGAAGAACUUACAUCGUUGGCGCACUUGAAUUACUUCGUCAUAUUAGCAUUGGAAAAUGCAUAA
Messenger RNA from Aphis gossypii (cotton aphid), 1938 nucleotides. RefSeq lists its product as uncharacterized. The transcript has a single exon. Gene Ontology annotation, molecular function: aspartic-type endopeptidase activity. Gene Ontology annotation, biological process: proteolysis. The record is from RefSeq and is a predicted model, not a curated record. Bases 1 to 1938 code for a protein of 645 amino acids. NCBI's taxonomy places the organism in Eukaryota, Metazoa, Arthropoda, Insecta, Hemiptera, Aphididae.